Salvia hispanica is the source of this 493-nucleotide messenger RNA. The record is from RefSeq and is a predicted model, not a curated record. NCBI's taxonomy places the organism in Eukaryota, Viridiplantae, Streptophyta, Magnoliopsida, Lamiales, Lamiaceae.
CACAAAAGCCCCGGUUAUGAACUACGCAUCAGAGACAGCUCUAGGAGUUGCAACAAUACGAGCAUUUGGAGUUUCGGACAAGUUCUUCUCGAACUACCUUAAACUUGUAGAUAGGGAUGCUAAGGUGUUCCUGUCCUCAAACGCGGCCUUGGAGUGGCUCGUAUUGAGAACUGAAGCGCUUCAGAAUCUUACAUUGUUCACUUCUGCUAUCUUUCUUGUGAUUUUUCCGAAUAGCUACAUUGCUCCGGGUCUCGUAGGGCUGUCGCUUUCUUAUGCUUUCACGCUAACUGGAACGCAGGUGUUUCUGUCGAGAUGGUACAGUAGUUUGGCUAACUACAUCGUCUCUGUGGAGAGGAUCAAACAGUACAUGAACAUAACGCCCGAGCCUCCAGCUGUCAUACCAGAUAACAGACCUCCAGCUUCAUGGCCUCAAAAGGGUAGAAUCGAGCUGGUCGAAUUGAAGGUGAGGGACUACAAAUUUGACGAGAGUUAA